UAUAUAUACUGCAAAUGUAUUUAAACCGAGUCUAUACAACAAUUUUAUGAAGAUAGCAUUUAGUUAUCGAGCUUGACGUUAUAUUUUGUAGUCUUUAUGACCACCUCGUCGACAGCGCGUCCCCACAUUCCGCGCCGCGGCUGUCGCCUCUCCGUUCAGUUCAGCUUUCCGCCAAACGCCGAGAGAGGAUUCUAAGUUGUAGCGUUAUUCCGGUCUAUCGCAACUCACAUCCGAUUAGCAGCGUACGCCAGUUAACAGUCCCCGGUGCUGUUAGAAUAAGGACAUAACUCGAAUGAAGACCAUAACGACCAGAAGAUGAUGUAUGGCGUUUGACAACUAACUGGAUACAUUUAUAAUUGAACACGUAACGGAAACGGAUUGCGCUCUACCAAAACGCCCGCCCUUUCUCUCGCUUCUCGUCGCUCAAACCAGAAGUCCCGCCCUCUCCCUCUCCAAUAUCGCUCAUUUGGAGCAUCCCUUCCAACGAGGUAACCGCCACCCCUCCUCCCGUCCCGUCCCGGGCGGACAGUCCUGCCUACAAGUAGUUGGCCAACAGCGGGUACACCGAGCAGAACCACCACGUCCCCGUCGCCUGGAUCCCUUGAAGCCGAUCACACGAUCCAGCAUGCCGGUAGCAAGAUGGAUCCACCUGGUCAACUGAGACGACCUGGUGACACCGCUGCCCUCUCUCCCAGGUGGCUCCCCCGUCCACCCCACCCCCCCAUCAGACUCCGCCCCCGGCCACGAGCGCCGGUCCGGUCAGGAUGCCCGGAUGGCGUUCCCGCUGGCGUCUGGUCCUGCUCAACGCGCUGACCUGCGGUCUGGAGAUCUGCCUGGCAGCCGGCAUCACCUACGCCCCCCCAAUGCUGCUGGAGGCCGGCGUGCAGGAGAGAUACAUGACAAUGGUCCUAGGGGUCGGGCCGGUGCUGGGCCUGCUGUUCAUCCCUCUGAUUGGCUCUGCCAGCGACCAAUGCAACAGCAGCUACGGGCGGCGCCGGCCGUUCCUGUGGCUCCUCUCCCUGGGGGUCCUGCUGGCGCUGCUCAUCAUCCCCCACGCUGACCUGCUGGCCGCCCGCCUGGCCUGGGGGAGCACCAACCUGCAGGUGGGGUUCCUGAUCUUCGGCGUGGUGCUGCUGGACUUCUGCGGCCAGGUGUGCUUCACGCCGCUGGAGGCGCUGCUGUCGGACCUGUACCGCGACCAGGAGGACCUGGCCUUCUCCAUGUUCUCCUUCAUGGUGAGCCUGGGCGGCUGCGUGGGCUACCUGCUGCCCGCGCUGGACUGGAGCCGCGGCCUGCUGUCCGUGUACCUGGGGGGCCAGGCCGACUGCCUCUUCGCCAUCCUCAUCCUCAUCUUCGUCUGCAGCGUGCUGGUCACCAUGAAGGCGUCGGAGGAGCCGGCCUGCGCGGGGGGCGGGGCCGGCGCCGGGGCCGGGGGCGGGGGCGGGGCGGCGGAGGGGCUCCUGGAGGCCGGGGGGGGCAGGCCCCUGGAGGCGGGGCCUCGCGGGGGGCCCCCGCGGUCCUGCUGCUACGUGGUGAAGUGUAAGCUGCGGCUGCUGCGCUCGCUGCCGCUGCUGUGCUUGCUGCGGCCCUGCGUCGCCAUGACGCCGGCGCUCUACCGCAGCUACUGCCACGUGCCGGCCGUGAUGCGCCGGCUCUGCGCGGCGCAGCUCUGCAGCUGGGUGGCCGUCAUGAGCUUCAUCCUCUUCUACACCGACUUCGUGGGCGAGGGGCUGUACCAGGGGGAGCCCAGCGCGGCGCCCGGGACGGCCGCCCGCCUGAGAUACGAUGAAGGCAUCCGCAUGGGCAGCCUGGGUCUGUUCCUGCAGUGCGCCACCUCCACCUUCUUCUCGCUGGUGAUGAGCCGGCUGGUGCGGCGGCUGGGCUCGCGCUGGGUCUACCUGAGCAGCAUGGCGAGCUUCACGCUCUCCGCCGCCGUCAUAUGCGUCUCCAACAGCGUGCUGCUGGUCACGCUGAUGUCGGCCCUCACGGGCUACGCCUACGCCACGCUGCAGACGCUGCCCUACACCCUCACCUGCCACUACCACAAGGAGAAGGAGCUCUACAUGGCGAAGAGGAGCCCCAAGAGCGUCCACACGAACGGCGUGAAGCGGGACCCCCCCAACGGGACCGCCGGCUACGCGGAGGCGGGGCUUAACGGACACGCCUACUUCGGCCCGGGCGGCUCCGACUUCUACACCGGCCCGAGCGGCCAGAACGGCUCGUCCAAGGGUCCGGCCGGGCCGGGGGGGGCGGCGCCGGAGGAGACGGAGGGGGGCGGGGGCUUCGAGAAGCGCGGGGUGGGGCUGGACUUCGCCAUCCUGGACAGCACCUUCCUGCUGUCGCAGGUGUUCCCCACGCUCUUCAUGGGACUGAUCGUGCAGCUGGUGCAGUCGGUCACCGCCUACAUGGCGUGCUCCGUGGUGUUCGGCUGCCUGGCCGUCGGCCUGGCCAACCGCAUCGUCUUCGAGCAGCGCGACCUCAAGACCUGAGGCCUGAUGCCGCGGAGCCGGAGCCCUGGCCGACCCGGUGGACCCGUCUCUGCUCCUCCUGGGGUUCCACUUGACGCGCCCCCCCUGCCCCCGCCAUGGGGCUGCCCCGUCAGCGAGGGCUUGGUUCAGUGCGUGUGUGUUUGUGUGUGUGGGAGACUGUGUGUAUCUGCUCGCCAGCCUUUAACUGUGGGGGGGGUAGUCAACAGUCACUGUUUCCUCUGGUUUCCAAGGGGAUGGACUGUCAGACCAACGCCCCCUAGUGGUGUCCUCACAGAAUGAAUCCUGCUGAAUUCCAUAGAAAAUAGUUCUCAAAGAACGCCCCCUACUGGCGGAUCUUAGUAGAAAAUGUAGUUCUGUUGGAACGCCCCCUAGUGGCGUGUCACAGUAGAACGAGUAGUUCUCAAGGCAGCCUGCCCUUAUCUCAAGGUACUUUGAUGGUGUUUGCGGUGCCAGUAACCUUCAUCUCUGCCCACCAUCCUCUUCCUCAGGUACACACACACACACUUACUGUAAAAAGGAGACUGGACACAUACGAAGUCUGCAUGUCAGACACACACACACUCUCUCUCAUAAUAUUAUUUAUAAUUACCUCUCUCUCUCUCUCUCUCACUCUCUCACUCACACACACACACACACACACACACACACACACACACACACACACACACACACACACACACACACACACACACACACACACACACACACACACAC
Messenger RNA from Gadus macrocephalus (Pacific cod), 3203 nucleotides. It is a transcript of the gene slc45a3, whose product is annotated as solute carrier family 45 member 3. The transcript is spliced from 6 exons. Gene Ontology annotation, biological process: transmembrane transport. The record is from RefSeq and is a predicted model, not a curated record. Lineage: Eukaryota; Metazoa; Chordata; Actinopteri; Gadiformes; Gadidae. Gene Ontology annotation, cellular component: membrane. Bases 765 to 2489 code for a protein of 574 amino acids. Gene Ontology annotation, molecular function: sucrose:proton symporter activity.